AUGAGCCGAAGUUCGCACGAUGAGGGAGAAAUCUCGGAUGAACGUCGUCAGCAAUCAGCGUCAGAUGAUGAUGGAUCGCAAAAAGGUGAGAAAAUAAGGAAAACUCGGAAAAUUCUCAAUUUUAGAGUCCGAAAUACGCGCCAAACUUCUCAACAAGCUAAAUAAAAGCAAACGAAAGCAUAGUGAGAAUGAUGAUGAGGAUGAAAGAUUCACGAUUCAACCAAAAGAUUCGCAAAGGCGUCGGGAACCGGAGAGCCGGGAGAAGAGGAAGAGAGUAUCACCGCCGAGCCCGGAAAAACAUCAUAAAAGGGAUAGAUAUCGGGAUAAGGAGAAGGAGAAGCAUCAUCGAAGACAUUCUAGAGACAGGAAACAUCGACGAAGAAGUUCAUCGACAGAAGAUCGAAAAUCACACAGAACAUCUGAAAAAUCGCAUAAAGAUGGGAAAGAGAAGGAAAAGGAAGAAUACAAAUUAUUCGAGCGAGUUUUGGAGCCAGGAAAAUCUAAGAAAUCUGCGGAAAAAGUUAUAGAAAUUGAGGAUGUUGAGAUGUCUCCUGUGGAGAUUCUCGAGGAGGACAAACCGAUUUCCACAUUCACCCUGGAAGCUGAAGCUGGCCCGAAGAAGUAUUCGAAGUUUGAAAGUGAUGAGGAAGAAGAAGAAGAAGGUUCUCCAUUGAGAGAGGAUUCCCCAGAAAUUGUUGAAGUUAUGGAAGAUCUAGAUUCCGAUCAAGAACAUCUAGACGAUGAAGAAUCAUUUAUAAAUCAUAAGUGGGAAGAUCUGACAGAGGAACAAAGAGAUAGUCUAACUCCAGAUGUUCGAUCUCGCUUGGAGAAUGAUUAUCAGAAGCAACUCAUCUCAAAGCUCCCUGUUUUCUACCCAGGAAUCAUGGGUUGCCGGAAUAUUGCGGAAUAUGAAUGUGUAAAUCGUGUAGAUGAGGGAACUUUUGGAGUGGUUUAUCGUGGAAAAGACAAAAGAACUGAUGAAAUUGUGGCGUUGAAACGGUUGAAAAUGGAAAAGGAGAAAGAGGGUUUUCCGAUCACUGCACUUCGAGAAAUUAAUAUGCUUUUGAAGGCGGGAAAUCAUCCGAAUAUUGUGAAUGUUAAGGAGAUUUUGAUUGGCACAAAUAUGGAUAAAAUAUACAUGGCCAUGGAAUUUGUGGAACACGACUUGAAAAGUCUCCUGGACACGAUGAAGAAGAGGAAUAAGAGGUUUUCGGUGGGCGAGCAGAAGACUUUGCUACAUCAAUUGUUGUCGGGAAUUGAUCAUAUGCAUCGAUUGUGGAUUUUGCAUAGAGAUUUGAAGACUUCGAAUUUGCUUUUAUCACAUAAAGGUGUCCUAAAGGUAAGGUUUUGAAGUUUUCCUUUUUUUCCUAAAAAAAAAAUCCUGUUUUUUCAGAUCGCAGAUUUCGGUUUGGCUCGAGAAUAUGGAGAUCCUUUGAAGAAAUUCACCUCCGUCGUUGUUACACUUUGGUAUAGAUCUCCGGAAUUGUUGCUAGGAGCUAGGGUGAGUCGAUAUUUGUCUGAAGUUGCAGAACUCAACUUCUAACCUGAGUUAUGACGUGGCAAAGUUGGAGAUUUCGCGAUUUUAAGAGUUGAAACCUGAAAAAAAGCUUCAAAAAUGAUUUUUCCCUUCUGAACAACUCUAUGCUAUCAAAUUUGCAUGAGAAAAAUCAUUUUUUCAGGUUUGAGCUCCUAAAAUCUCCAAUUUCGCCACGUCAUAACUCAGGUUAGAAGUUGAGUUCUGCGGAAAAUUACAAGAAACCUCAAUAUUCCCAAUUUUUCCAGUAUUACUCAACUCCAGUGGAUGUUUGGUCAAUCGGUUGCAUCAUGGCCGAAAUCAUUCUCCUCAAACCACUCUUUCCCGGUCGCGGUGAACUCGAGCAAAUCAAGAAGAUCUUCAUGGAACUCGGCACACCAACCACACAAAUAUGGCCAGAUGUUGUGGAAUUGGAGGGAUGGAGUCGAUUGCAAUUCGAGAAUUAUCCGUAUAAUCAAUUGAGGAAGCAAUUCUUGUCGGGACGAUUGUUGGACGAUACCGGAUUCAAAUUGUUGAUGCGAUUUUUGACGUAUGAUCCGAAGAAUCGAAUUACCACAUCGGAGGCGUUGACACACGAAUGGUUCAGUGAAAAUCCGCUUCCGGUACCAUCCGAAGAUUUUCCGACGUUUCCCGCGAAAAGCGAACAAAAUCAAGCGCCACCUCCGGCCAGCAAAAAACAACAACAGAAAAAACCCGAUGUCGUGGUGGAUCCCGAGACUGCGAAAUUGCUCAAACAACUCGCUGUCAAACCCGAACACAUGAAACCAACUGGAUUCUCGUUGAAAUUUGAUCCGACUAGAUUUUAA
Molecule: messenger RNA, 2340 nt
Organism: Caenorhabditis angaria
Lineage: Eukaryota; Metazoa; Nematoda; Chromadorea; Rhabditida; Rhabditidae
Source: the annotation of a GenBank genome assembly